AUGUCCUUGCCGGCGCUGCAUUCAUUACUGCUGCAGACUCCCCUCUCGCAGCUCAACUCUGUCUUGUCAGAUAUACGCGGUCUGCUAGCCCCUUCCAAUGCGCAGGUUACAGGCGCCAGUCCUGGCCUGAGCAAGGAAUUCGAGGCGUCUCUCCCCUCUCUACUCGAACGGUUCUAUGAAGAACAGGGCAAGGUCGUCAGGUUGCGUGGCAUGGAAGAGGGCAGUAUCAUUGCUCAGGAAGCCCGAGAUGUGAGCGAGAGCGGUGGUAGCGGCAGCACAUACCGCGACGAGGCAAAGACGAAGCGCUUUCAGCUAGACAGUGUGGGCGGCAUGGCCACGUCUGCAGAUACGUAUACAGUGCAGAGCAAGGACGAGCUCAGGAUUGAGCUGGAAAGGGCGCUGCAAGGCUAUCUCAGGCAGCACUACCCCGACCUGGACAAGAGCAGGACCAAUGAAGGAGCAUGUGGAGCGGUCUGGCGGGGACCGCUGAGGGAGGUCAAGAUCCAGAAGACGGAAAAGCCGAUUGAAGCAACACCGGUGCAAGGGGCUCAAGAAGACAAAGUCAUGCAAGAUGGAACUGCUGAGACCGAACAGGUCCGAACCGAGGCCGACAAUGCAGAGAAGUCUGUAGAAGGGAACACUGCUGAAGGGGAAGAGGGCGCAUCAGGAUCAGCAGCUGUCGUCGAGCCGGCUGCCUCGUCAACACUAGUCACAGAGGCGCCAAAAGCGGCAAGCGAGGAUGCAGGCGCAGAUGACGAGGAAGAAGAGGGCGAGCUCAUCGAAGAGGAAGGCGGUGAAGCAGCCAAGUAUACCAUCAGGAUCGUUUCGGGCAAGAGCAAUGCCGCCAAUUUCUGGUCGGGGCGACUUCUCUCUACGUACAUCUACGACACUUCGUCCUCGACCUUGACCGGAUCUCUCAAGCUACAGAUUCACUACUACGAGAAUGGCAAUGUGCAGCUCAACACCUCAUCUGUCUCUACUGAGCUGCCUCUGCCUACCACAUUUUCUGCAUCAUCAACCGCGAGUCAAAAGGCAAAAGCCAUCAUCCAGACCAUCAAGAAGUACGAGACGGACUACCAAACGGGCAUAGAGGUGACUUAUGAAGGGCUGAAUGAGCGGGCAUUCAAGAACCUCAGGAGGCAGCUGCCUGUCACUCGACAGAAGGUAGACUGGGACAAGGUACUAAACUAUCGGCUGGGCACCGAUCUGGCUGGAGCUCAGCAAGCUCGAUGA
Messenger RNA from Microstroma glucosiphilum, 1233 nucleotides. Its product is annotated as subunits of heterodimeric actin filament capping protein Capz. Gene Ontology annotation, molecular function: actin filament binding. The transcript has 3 exons. The record is from RefSeq and is a predicted model, not a curated record. Gene Ontology annotation, cellular component: actin cortical patch; F-actin capping protein complex. Gene Ontology annotation, biological process: actin cytoskeleton organization; barbed-end actin filament capping. NCBI's taxonomy places the organism in Eukaryota, Fungi, Basidiomycota, Exobasidiomycetes, Microstromatales, Microstromataceae. The coding region runs from base 1 to 1233 and encodes 410 amino acids.